Carassius carassius (crucian carp) is the source of this 4631-nucleotide messenger RNA. RefSeq lists its product as uncharacterized. The record is from RefSeq and is a predicted model, not a curated record. The transcript is spliced from 10 exons. NCBI's taxonomy places the organism in Eukaryota, Metazoa, Chordata, Actinopteri, Cypriniformes, Cyprinidae. Bases 142 to 4473 code for a protein of 1443 amino acids.
CUAACACGCACACACAUACACACUCAUGCACACUCAUGCACAACCACACACUAGCUGACUUUACAGCGGAAGUCUUUGUCUAAGUUGUCUUCCCUUCCAUCAGAGGACAACGGCACCUUUGAGUUUGACAGAAGCGUGAAGAUGUCUGUUAAAUCAGACCAUAGCAAGGAUGAGGAGGGUAAUCCUGUGCCGGAGGUCAUGGUUGUGGAGACGAACCGCUUCGGCUUCAUUAUAGGGAAUGGAGAAACUGACAGUGAUGCUCCAUGUCCUGAGUUAGUGAGACACAGAGAGUCCAAGUGGCUCAACCUCAUCACUCAAUGGGAGCAAGUGAUGGAGAAAAAGAGCAACAAGGUCAAAGGUCAGUGUCAGAAGGGCAUCCCAGCAUCCGUCAGGGCAAAGGGCUGGCCACUGCUCUGUGGAGCUAAGGGUAGAAAAGAAAAAAGUCAAGGACUCUAUAAACGUUUUGUCACAGCUCCAGAUCAUCAGGGAUGGACCGAUAUCAUCAAAAGAGACACAGACAGACAAUUUCCCUUCCAUGAGAUGUUCCAGUCCAAAGACGGUCAUGGUCAGAAGGACUUGCUGGAGGUCCUGAAAGCGUACACUCAGCAUCGUCCAGACGAGGGCUACUGUCAGGCGCAGGGUCCAGUGGCUGCUGUCCUUCUGAUGAACAUGCCUGCCGAGGAGGCGUUCUGGUGUCUGGUGCAGAUUAGUGAGCUCUACCUCCCUGGAUACUACAGCCCUCUGCUGGAAGGUGUAUUAUUCGAUGCUGCUGUUCUCUCAAGUGUGUUAAAAAAGCAGUGUCCUGCCGCACACAAACACCUACAGAAUCAGGGGGUGGAGCCUCUCAUGUUUGCCACAGAUUGGCUGAUGUGUCUGUACAGCCGUCACCUGCCCUUCGACACUCUGCUCAGAGUCUGGGAUCUCUUUUUCUGCUGUGGUGUGCGUGUUUUGUUUCAGGUCGCUGUGGUGCUGGUGCGCCGCUGUCUGGGAGAAGGACGACUGCGGAAAGAGUGUGACGGACAGAUGGAAACCCUGGAAAGACUGCGAGGUGUUAAACAGCGUGUUCAACAUGAGCAGGCUGAUGCCUUUAUCCAUGAGGUAUGCUCGGUGUCCCUGUCCUGGGCGGACCUGCAAAAACAAACUGAGAAAGAGCUGGAGAAAUGGAAAAAAGAGAGACCAAACUCGACCUUUGACCCGCGAGGGCGCUGUCACGGAUACCGAAUGGCAUGGGAGAGAGCGCAGGACAAACAAAAGGAACAUGAAAAGAAGGAGCGACCGAAGGGGAGCCUGACUCUUCCUCUCGUGCGCUCACAUUCUUCUCUUUCUCCUUCAAUUCUGCGCAAGAAAUGGAGGAAGAGGAGCAGUAAGACUGACACAGAGGAGUGGGACGGAGGGGGGAGAAAAUUCUCGCAAAGUUUGAUGGAGGAGAGCGACGAGGAGGAGGUGAGGAGGAGGAGUGUGUGCGGUAUCGUUGGGGAGCAAAGGGCCAAAAGGGACAGGCUAGCAGACGAACUCUGCACACACAAAGAUCACAGCACACAUCCCAGCAUCUCAGUGGUGGUGUCCUCCACUAUUGACUGUGAUGUUUUUGAGACAGAGCAUACAGAAACAUCUUUGAACCAACGACAAGAUAAUUCAGAAACAACACGAGGUGAAGAGAAAGACAGGACCACUGGGUGUGAGGUUGAGGAAAGCAUACAGACACAUCAUCACAUACAGGACACAAAUCAAGAUGUACAGUGUACAGAAAUGCAAGGACAUCAGGUUGAACAGAAUAUAGAAAAAGAGAAAAUUCAAGAUGAUCAGAACACAAAUCAAAAUGAACAGAAUACAGACAAACAGACGUGUCAGGAUGAACAGACUGAGAGAAAUUUAGAGACAGGUGGGGAAAGUACAUCACAGGAAGAAGACCCACAGACUGACUCCAGUAAACAGGAAGAGGAAAUACGAACAGAAUACUGCAAACAAGAAGAAGAAACUGAAGAUGUGUUGCCAAACAUCAUAGUGACUGAAGAAAAUGAGGAAAAUAUCCCAGAGAAAGAGGUACAGAUACAUGCUGUCCAGGAUCAAACAUCUAAAGAUCAACAUGAACAUUUGGAAAGGCCAGAAGACAGUUUGUUCAUCCACACAGCUAUAGAGGAAGCUGAGGAGACUCUGCAUGUUUGUGAAAACCGUGCUGAUGCAGACAAGGAGGAAGGGAUUCAGCAAGAGUUUGAUGUUCUCCCUGAGGAGACCGCAGAGAUUUCAGACCCGUUAAAGAUGUAUGAGGAGAAAGAUGACAAGAUAUUGGAGGAUGACAGACAAGAUAUAAGCUUAGAAGAGAGUGACAAUUCCUCUCAUAGUGCUGGUAAAGAAACAUUGCACCCAUCUGAAGCAGCGCUAACAUCAACCUCUUUAAAAAUAGAACAAGAAAGUGAAACCGAGCAUCUGGAAAGAUCAGCAGAUCCUCUACAGCAAUCCCAAUGCGACCUAGAGCACAGUGACAUGGAUGCUACUGUUACUUUCGAAGAGAUGGAGCAUUGUCCAACAGAUUCCACAGUGGAGGAUGCAGUAGGAUCUGGCAACCCAGAGCAAAGUGAAGUGGAUUCUGCUGAUGGCACCAUCAUCCUUGAACCUCAGGAGGAGGAUGUGUCAGUAGCAUCUACACACUCUGUUGCCACAUGUAGUAAUAAAGAAAUAAUUGAGAUCAAUCCCAAAAAUAGUGAAGUAAAUGAAUCACUUGAAGCUGAAAAUACAGCAUGUUGUGAAGCCAAUACUGAUGAAUCAUGCAAUCGCACAAACAAUGUAGAGGAUGAUAUUUGUAGAUCGGUUUAUGCAGAAAGCAACCAAAUACAUGCUGCACCUGGAUCAGGAAACCCUGAAUGCAACAGAAUAGACAUCACUGCUCAAUCUGGCAACCCAGAGAGUAACAGUGUGCCUGUUACAAGUGAAUCUGGCAACCCAGAGAGCAACGAUGUGCCUGAUACAAGUGAAUCUGGCAACCCAGAGAGCAACGAUUUGUCCGUUUCAAGUGAAUCUGGCAACCCAGAAAGCAACGAUGUGUCCAUUUCAAGAGAAUCUGGCAACCCAGAGAACAACAACGUGCCUGAAUCAAGUGAAUAUGGCAACCCAGAGAGCAACAAUGUACCUGAAUCAAGUGAAUUUGGCAACCCAGAGAGCAACAAUGUACCUGAAUCAAGUGAAUCUGGCAACCCAGAGAGCAACAAUGUGCCUGAUACAAGUGAAUCUGGCAACCAAGACAGCAACGAUGUGCCUGAUACAAGUGAAUCUGGCAACCCAGAGAGCAACAAUGUGCCUGAUACAAGUGAAUCUGACAACCCAGAGAGCAACAAUGUGUCCGUUUCAUGUGAAUCUGGCAACCCAGAGAUCCACAAUGUGUCAGUUUUAAGUGAAUCUUGCAACCCAGAUGAUUCUGCUGUUGGCAACCUUGAAAACAAUGAUGUGCAUGUUACAACUGGAUCUGGCAACCCUGAAUGCAAAAUGACAGAUGUUACUACUGAAACUGAAAAACCAGAAAGCUAUGGCAUGGAAAUUGCUGUUGGAUCUGACAAUUCGGGGAGCAAUAUAGUUGGUUCUCCUGUUGAAAACCCAGAAUAUAAUGAUGUGAAAGUUACAACUGGAUCUGGCAACACAGACAGCAAUAUUGUGGAUUCUGCUGUUGAAUCUGGCCACCCGGAUCACAAAGAAGUGCAUGUCACAACUGAAUCAGACAACUCAGAGACCAGCAGAGAACAUGUAUCCACUGGAUCUAGCAACCCAAAACACAAUGAAGUUCCUUCUACAAGUGAAUCUGGCAACCCUGAGAACAAUAUAGUAGAUUCUGCUGUUGGAUCUGGCAACCCAGAUUACAAAGGUGAUCAUGUCACAACCGGAUCUGACAACUUGGAGACCAGCAGAGAGUCCCUCUCUUCAAUUCCAUCUUCAAAAUCCCCAAAUGUCCCACCAGCUCACCUCUGUGUGCGCAGGACUUCCAGCUCGAGGGUUUUCUAUCCCACAAUCCUCUCUGAGGACACCUUCAAAGAGCCCCAGCAGCAAGAACUCACACAUUCAGAACAGACAACAGACACACCAACACAAGACCCACACGCUCAGCCCAACCCACUGACAAAGGCAGGCACCCCAAAACGUCUGGGUCUGUUUCGCCGUCUCCGAGGGGAGACCAAUAAAGCCCCAGUCCCCAAAAUCCUCAUCCAGGACUUCAGCGAUAAAGAGGAGGGGCUGACCGCGAAAGAGAGGAGGAGGAAAAAGAGAGAGAAAGAGCGAAAAGAAAGAGAAGAGAAAGACAGAAAGAAACAAGAGAAGGAAAUGGAAAAGGACAAAGAUAAAGAAAGGAAGAAGCCUCAGACAAGAGGAAAGAGCUUCCAGGUGCUCAGCAGGAAGGGAGCUGAUAAUGCCGUGUCCCCCGGGAACAGUAACUCUCAGACAUCUCACGGCAGGAGAAACUCUGCCCCUUUUUCUGAUGGUUAUUUUUAAAUAAUCAGAGACUCGAUCACAUGUUUGUAUUUCGCAGUGGGAGUGAGAUGUUUUAAUGUGACUUGUGCAAUGAUCUGAUGUGGCUUGUUAUAUUCACUGCUUCAUCUAUUAGUUUAAAACCAUAAUUAUUUUCACAGAAAAAUAAAAUCAGGAGGAGA